AUGAAAGAUAAAGUUUGCACAAAAAAAUUUCCUAAAGAGUUUAAUCCUUGCACUAUUGCAAUUUUCAAUGGUUAUCCUAACUACAGGCGUUUAGAUAAUGGUAGAGUAGUCAUUAUAAAAGGUAACCAAGUUGAUAAUCGAUGGGUCGUACCCUAUAACCCCUGGUUAUCAAAAAAAUACCAAGCCCACAUUAAUGUUGAAGCUUGCAUGUCUAUUAAGUCAGUGAAGUAUUUAUACAAAUAUGUCUAUAAGGGGCAUGGUUGUGCGAAUGUGGUAAUUAAUGAAAGUGUUGACCAUGAUGAAAUUAACACAUAUUUAGACUGUCACUUUGUUUCCGCCCCAGAGGCUCUUUGGCGAAUAUAUGAGUAUUCCAUAAGUGAUAUGUCACAUACUAUUAUCCGCCUUCAAAUCCACCUUCCUGAUAAUCAGAGAGUAUAUUUUAACGAAGAAGAAGAACAAGUAGCUAUAGAUCGUGCAGCACAGCGUGACACUCACCAAACCGCUUGGUUUAAGUUAAAUGCUGAAAAUAAUGAAGCACGUCAGUAUUCUUAUGUUGAAAUUCCAUAUCACUUUGUUUUUGGUAAAAAUUGCAUAUGGAAAGUAAGACAAAGAGGUAGUGAUAAGGUGGUUGUUCGAAUGUAUAAAGUCAGUUCAUUUUGCGAAUUAUUUUUUCUCAGGUUGUUACUUUUGCAUGUAAAAGGUGCAAAGUCUUUCGAGGAUUUGCGUACUGUUCAUGGUACUGUUUUUAAUACAUUUCGUGAAGCAUGUUAUCAUUUAGGUUUAUUGCAAGAUGACAUUGAGUGGAGAAAUACAUUAACUGAAGCUGCUGCAACUCGGAUGCCUAAACAAAUUAGGCUACUGUUUUGCAUCAUAUUAACUUUAUGUGAACCUGAUGAUCCUUUACACCUUUGGAAUACAUUUAAAAAUUAUAUGGUUGAAGAUUACAUACACCAUUCAAUGCCAGUCGUACUUGCUGAGCAGGCAGCUCUUCGUCAAAUUGAAUCUAUAAUUAAUCAGAGUGGUAAAACCUUAGCUGAUUAUAAUUUGCCAGCUUUAGAUCAGUUUUUAGAUAAUGUCCCAGAAAAUGAUGAUGAAGAUGUUCAGGUGUUUAUUGAUGAAGCAAACCGAGUUAGACCAUUAUUGAAUGAUAAUCAACGUAAUUUAGCUGAUGUUAUCCUUGCUGCACUAUGUGUGGAACCUACUAAUGAAAAUAAGCAUUCAAGGUUGUUUUUUAUGGAUGGGCCUGCCGGUUGUGGUAAAACAUUUACUUACAAUUAUUUAAUUUCUGAAACACAGAGCAGGCAUAUUAGAACUGCAACAGCUGCAUGGACAGGAAUAGCUGCAUCUCUUUUAAAAAAUGGGUGCACAAUGCAUAGCUUAUUCAAACUUCCUGUUCGAAUUUUUGAAAAUAGCACAUGUAAUGUAACUCCAAACUCUAUUCAUGGUAGAUUCCUGAGACAAAUCAGUUUGUAUUUACUUGAUAAAGCAUCUAUGAUACCCAUAUAUGCUUUGAGUGCCAUUGAUAAGCUAUUACAAGAUAUUUGUAAUAACAACUUUCCUUUUGGUGGUAAGGUUAUUCUAAUGGGUGGAGACUUCAGACAAAUACUUCCAGUUGUGAAGCGAGGUCGACCAGCAGAAGAUAUAGAAUCAUGUUUAAAAUGUUCUGAACAUUGGCAAUAUGUGCAAAGGUUCUCAUUAACUGUAAACAUGAGGGUUCAGAUAGAAGAAGAGGAAUUUUCUCAAUGGCUUUUAAAGCUUGGAAGUGGAACAUUACCUGUCAAGCCUGAAGAUCCUUUGCGAGGGUGUAUUGAAAUACCUGAGCAGUGCUUUCUCAGUGAUAAUGAAUCUAUUGUGGAGAAGAUUUUCGGUGGUGCAGAAGAAGCUGAUUAUGCAAAACGUGCUAUUUUAACGCUAACAAAUGUUGAUUCAUUGGCAAUAAAUGAAGAAGUCCUUCAUCGCUUACCCGGUGAUGUGAAAACAUAA
Molecule: messenger RNA, 1983 nt
Organism: Hydra vulgaris (swiftwater hydra)
Lineage: Eukaryota; Metazoa; Cnidaria; Hydrozoa; Anthoathecata; Hydridae
Biological process (GO): DNA repair; telomere maintenance
Molecular function (GO): DNA helicase activity
Source: RefSeq, a predicted model, not a curated record